Molecule: messenger RNA, 3138 nt
Organism: Sardina pilchardus (European sardine)
Lineage: Eukaryota; Metazoa; Chordata; Actinopteri; Clupeiformes; Clupeidae
Gene: pxylp1
Product: 2-phosphoxylose phosphatase 1
Exons: 6
Coding region: 199-1809 (536 amino acids)
Biological process (GO): dephosphorylation; glycosaminoglycan biosynthetic process; chondroitin sulfate proteoglycan biosynthetic process
Cellular component (GO): Golgi apparatus
Molecular function (GO): phosphatase activity
Source: RefSeq, a predicted model, not a curated record
GCGAGCCUAGUCAAAGGGACGGCAGAGCAGGAGGCGAUUAUGGAUAAGACCCAUCUCCAUUCUUUCUAGUAUAGCUUUCUUCAGAUUUCUUGGACAGUAGAGGCCACCCGGCUAACCUGACUGGGAGUGUACAGGUGGCAGGAGAGGGGGUGGGCAAUGGAGGGCUGAUGGACAGCAGAAAGGACCAAUCAGAGGACAAUGCUGGCAAGGAACCGCUUCAUCCUGCUUUUGGUGGUUGGGGUGGUGCUAGCUGUUCUCAGCUACAGCGUGCAGUACUUGCAGCUGGUGCCGGUGUCUCCGGUGGAGUCGGGCCGUGCUGGCGCUGGCGUGGGCAAGAGCAGGAAGAGGGUGAACCCCGUGCUGCAGACGCCGCCCGCCACGCCCGACCCCCUGGCCGGAGCCCACCGCUACUGCAACACCCCCAACCGCACCCAGCAGACAUGGGAGGGCCACAGCCCUGCAGACUACCAGCUGCUUUCCGUGCACGUCAUGAUUCGUCAUGGCGACCGCUACCCUCUCUACUCCAUCCCCAGGACCAAGAAACCUCCUAUAGACUGCACCUUGUCUCCUAACAAAUGGCCUUCCCACCCGCUCCUGUCCUCCUUCAUCAGUGACAUGUCUAAAGACGGCCAGACAGACAACUGGGACGCCUCGCUCACCUCGGUGGCCCGCCUGCCCAAUCACAAGGCGUGUGAGAUGGGCGAGCUCACUCAGACAGGUGUGGUUCAGCACCUGCGUAACGGGCAGGUGUUGCGUGGCGCGUACCUGCGCGGUCCCCCGCUGCUGCCGGCGUCGCUGGGCUCGCCCCAGGUGCUGCUGGAGACGACGGGCAAGAGCCGCACGCUGCAGAGCGGCCUGGCGCUGCUCCACGGCCUGCUGCCCGGCUUCUCGCGGCCGGCCCUCAAGGUGCGCCAGCACUGGAACGCGCUCUUCUGCGGCCGCGCCUGCGACUGCCCCGCGCGCCAGCGCCACCUGGAGGCCGAGCAGCGCCGGCAGUACCGGCUGCGCGUGGCCGACACCCGGCUGGACCGCGCCUACGUGGACAUGGCGACGGCGCUGGGCGUGGCGACGCGGGUGCUCCGGGCGGCCAACCCGGUCGACGCGCUGCUCUGCCACCUGUGCCACGGGCUGCUGUUCCCCUGCCGCGUCGCCGACGGCAACGGCGCCAACGCGUCGUCCUCGUCGUCGCCGCCGGCGUCCCGCUGCCUGACCCUGGCGCACCUGGCGGAGAUCCGGCGGCAGCAGGAGGAGGACGAGCGGGAGCGGCAGGGGGCGGGGCUGUACCACCGCUACGCCGUGCUCGCCGCGCAGCCCUACCUGGAGCGCUCGGCCGCCCGCAUGGAGCGCGUCGCCCGUGGCAACCCGGCGCCGCCCUCCUCCGAGCCCCUGGUGGCCGUGGCGUCGGCGCACGACAUCACCAUGGCGCCGCUGCUCAGCGCCCUGGGCCUGGAGGGCGCGGCAGGGUUCCCGAGCUUCGCCGCGCGGCUGGUGAUGGAGCUGUGGAGGCGGCCGAGCGCGGCCGGAGCGAGGGAUAGAGUAGGGACAGCGGUGGAGGAGAAGAGGAAGGGGAAGGAGAAGGAGCGAGGGAGGGAGCUGAGGGCCAAGCGCUCGCAGGACGACCUGUUUGUGCGCGUGCUGUACAACGGCGAGGACCUGACCUUCCACACCACCUUCUGCCGCGCGCACCCGCGCCACACGCACACGCCGCUCUGCCCGCUCGGCAAGUUCCUGCGCUUCGUCCGCACCGACAUCUUCCGCCCGCUCAACGCCACCAGCUACCAGGAGGCGUGCCACGCCACAGGACCUUAGUGACCACACAUAGGCACACACACACACACACACACACGUAUACAGACGCACACGCAUGCACACAUAACAGCUAGACGGGAUGAAGAAUAAACCUGCCUCACACACACAAACACACACACACACUAAUUCACAUAAGGCAACUUGCUACAUACCUGAACCUGCCAGAUGCAUGUACAGUAUACACACACACAAACACACACACACACACACGCACACGCAAAUACACAUAAGGCAGCUUGCUACAUACCUGAACCUGCCAGAUAUACACACACACCUUGCCUACAUACAGUACGCACAUACAGGAACCUGCCAGAUAUUCAAACAACAGAAAACCUGCCACAACCAUGAUCCUAUCAAUCCUGCCACACACACUCGGGAAAAUCUCACACGCAUGCACACAGGCACGCACGCACAAACACACACGCACACACACACACGGUCACAAAUUCACAAUCUCACACACACACCUGGGAAAGGGUUUGGAGUUGUUUAUGGGACUGAAUGGAAGUUAACAGCACUACAGGUACCUGCUGAGAGAAGUGAGCCCUGGUCCACCAAAUCCAUUCCCUUGAUGAGUGCUGCAGGGCACUGCAGGUCCGCUCACAUUCCCUGCUGUUUCACUAUUAGUACUUUGUACCAUAAAACUCCUCGUCCAAGGGCUAACCAAUAGACUAUUCCAUUCUUGAAACUUACACGAUUGUAAGACGGUACAUGCAUUCCCUCACGUUAACACUCAACCACACACACACACACACACACACACACACACACACACCACAUGCCUUUUUCUAUUGAAGGAUGUUUUAAGUGUGGUGAAUUGCACAGACUUUUCCAGUGGUCUCAGUUCUCUGUUUUAAACAUCCCGUGUUGCUGAGGUUCCCCCGAGUCGACUCGUGAGACUCGUGAGACGUCUCCGUGAGAGUUGUCGCCAUGGCGGGUCAUAGGGACCAAGUUCUUGGGCACGACGCCACUUUAAUCCUCCACCACCUAGUUUGUGGGCAUUCUUUACCCGCCGUCCUCCCAGCCGGACCCUAGGACGUCCUCCUCCGCGCUGGAACAGACGAGCGAAUCGGAACGGUGCAGCAUCGUUUUACCGGUGUAAUUUUAAACGUUAACAUAAGUUGUUACCUGUAACAGAUUCCUGUUGUCUUACCAUUCUGAAUGUUGGAUUAAGAAUUGUAUCAUGUUUUUUUUUGCCUCUAUGUAACAGUUAAUUCUCAUGGUUAGGCCUAAUGGUUGUGGAUAAUUAUCUGUUAAACACAAACUCCUCUGUUGUUUGCUAUGGACACAUUUGAGGCAAAAUAAAUAAUAACUAUAUGAUUCCCCUAA